Messenger RNA from Eruca vesicaria subsp. sativa (arugula), 2444 nucleotides. NCBI's taxonomy places the organism in Eukaryota, Viridiplantae, Streptophyta, Magnoliopsida, Brassicales, Brassicaceae. The record is from the annotation of a GenBank genome assembly.
AAUAAAGAUGACUAAUCCCACAGUUUCUUCCUCUCCUCUUCCUCUCUUUUGGCAUUGUCCUUGUACACUGACAUGAACACACGAAUCUUCUCCUCUUGAUUCCCUUCACAAAGAAACCUUCCAGCUUCCCAGAGGAGAUGUUUUCGUUCAUGAGUUUAGUCUUCCUCUCUGGAUUCUUCCUAGGAAUCAUCGCCGUCUUGGGGGUUGAAGCUGCGGGUUUGAUGUAUCUUCUGAACCGGUUAAACCGGAAGAGAGAUCGUGUGGAGUCAAAACCCGGUUCUGAUCAAUCUACCAAGGAGAUCAGCAAUUCUCGCGAGUCUAACAAACAGGGAACAAUCUGGAUAUUGGAGUUGGAUGAAGGUCUUAAGAACUUUUUGAAAGAAAAGUUACCAAAAGAGCAAAAGAGGAAGAGAAAUUUCUUGGAGAUUCAUCCAAUUCGCAAAUUCGCUCGGAUCAAAGAUCACAAACUCAUCUUAUCUGAGUCUGAUGGUACUCUGACUACUGUGUCUUUAAAAUGUUGCUCUAUUGAGACUGUUUCAGGCUCUGAUCUCCCUACAAGAAAAUGGGCCAAAAGGUUUCCUAUAAAAGUUGAAAGCAAGAUUUCUUCAGACAUAUACAAGGGAAACAAGGUGUUUUACAUCUAUCUCGAGACGUCUUGGGAAAAAGAAUCAUGGUGUAAAGCUCUUCGUCUUGCUUCUUGCGAGAAUCCGGAAAGGUUUAUUUGGUACUCCACCAAGUUACAACAAGACUUCCGUAGUUACGUGACGUCUCUCAACGCUGCAUAUCCUUCGUUUAUGAAACCAUCUCUUGGGUUUAGUUUUGAGACACUUGACAAAGGGAACAGAAACGAUGUCUCUUCCUCAAGAGUUCGUUUGUUCUUGAGGAGAUUUUCAAGAAAGCGAUCAAACAGAACCUCUGUUCGUUCUUGCCAAGAUUCACAACAUGGAAGUAGCUCAGUGAGGAGCGUCCAAAAUGGUGUUGCAGAUGAAACUGAUGCGCCUGUGUUUUCGCGUUCUGUGAGCCAUACUAGUCAUUUCUCUGGGGUUUCAGAUGGAGACUCUGAAGAGAAGUUUGAUGUGGAUGAAGGAACAUUGGCUUGGAACUUGCUGAUUUCUAGGCUUUUCUUUGAUCUUAAACGGAAAACAGGAGUGAAGAAUUCAAUGCAAGCACGAAUCCAAAGGAUGUUAUCUAACAUGAGGACUCCAAGUUACAUAAGCGAACUAGUCUGCUCCGGUGUUGACACAGGAAAUCUGCCACCUCAUAUACAUGGUACUCGGGUUCUUCCUAUGGAGAUGAAUGGUGUGUGGGCUUUUGAACUAGAUAUUGAAUACUCUGGUGAAGCGGUUAUUGACGUUGAAACACGAGUUAACAUCCGUGAGGUGGAUCUUCAAAAAGGUAUAACCGAUACAAGGUUGCAGCCAAGUUCUGUUGGGGAAGUCUCGUCAAACGGUGUUGAAGAUUUUGACAAGCAAUUAGUCAUCCCUGUUGAUGCAGGGGAAGUGAAAAAUGAUGAGUCCAAUGGCUCAAAAGGGACGAAGGUAUCUCCAAAUGGUGUAUCAAGGUGGAAGUCUAUUCUUAAAAAUAUUGCUGAGCAAGUUUCCCAGGUGCCUAUCUCUUUGUCAAUACGGGUUUCUUCUCUUAGAGGGACACUGCGUGUACACAUGAAGCCGCCUCCUUCUGAUCAGUUAUGGUUUGGAUUCACUAGCAUGCCAGAUAUACAAUUCGAUCUGGCGUCUUCUGUUGGGGAACACAAAAUCACCAAUAGCCAUGUUGCUAUGUUCUUGAUCAACCGGUUUAAGACGGCAAUAAGAGAAGCAGUGGUUCUUCCAAACUGUGAAAGCCUAACGAUUCCUUGGAUGAUUGCUGAAAAAGAUGAUUGGGUUCAACGCAAAGCCGCUCCAUUCAUGUGGCUGAAUCAAGAAAGCGAUCACCAGACAACAGAGGGGAAAUCUAAAUCUGACAAGCCACCUACUUCAUCAUCUUCUUGUGUUCAGUCUGAGCAAAUGCAAAAAACUACAAACGCCACACAGAAGCCGAUUAUAUCUGAAACAGGUUCCUCCUGUUCUCAGUCUGAGCAAGUGCAUGAAGCUGCCAAUACAGAAGCAGAUGCUUUUACCCCGCCAUUGUCAAAUAACUCCAAACCUGUUCUAGUAGAGAGUGACAAAUCUCUGGAAGAACUGAAAACUCCAUUACUGCUAUCCAGCAGCAGCGAGAAGCAGGAGACAAACUCAAGAGGCAGGAAUGGAGAAGCUUCUACUUUUGUUCAGUCACCAUCUAGGUCGAUAGUUUCGAGCGAAGAUGAUGAUUCAAGGGGAAAGAAACUGGGAAGGAGAGCAAGGAUGUUGGGUCUUGGGAAGAAAAUGGGCGAGAAGUUGGAAGAGAAGAGGCGUCACAUGGAGGAAAAGAGUAGACAGAUUGUUGAAAAGAUGAGAGGACCUUCCUAA